Trachymyrmex septentrionalis is the source of this 1834-nucleotide messenger RNA. RefSeq names its product solute carrier family 25 member 38-like. The coding region runs from base 832 to 1785 and encodes 317 amino acids. Gene Ontology annotation, molecular function: glycine transmembrane transporter activity. The record is from RefSeq and is a predicted model, not a curated record. The transcript is spliced from 9 exons. Gene Ontology annotation, cellular component: mitochondrion; mitochondrial inner membrane. Gene Ontology annotation, biological process: glycine import into mitochondrion. NCBI's taxonomy places the organism in Eukaryota, Metazoa, Arthropoda, Insecta, Hymenoptera, Formicidae.
UUCCACCUGUUGCAAUUGGAAUUGAUCGAAAUGAAUCCAUUCAUCCGCGAGAGACAGCUGGGAGCUGAGAUCAGCCUCCCACAGAAAAAAAAAGCAUCGUGUCAUCUGCGAUGCAGAAAGUGCAAUUCGGAGAAUCGAAGCAAAUCGAAGCAAAUCGAAGGAAAAGAUUGGAAAAGAUGGGACGAUCACGUGGAUUUAAACGGAAGCGAUUUACGAGGGUCGUGGCUGAUUGCACCGACCUUGUUUGCUCAGUGAUAAGCGAUUUCAGGACAAAUAGGUUACCUACGUCAGCCACAGUCCAAAUCAAAUUGAAACGCAACAAUCGUGACGCGAUCGCUGCGCGAUGACUACAUAUCACUCUCGUUGACCUUCCGCGACCUCGUGGAUUUUGCUCGUCAUUUUCGUUAUUUUGUGCUUUGUUGACGACGCAGGUGGAAUUUCAUGAGCGAGUAUUCAUGAUUGACAGAACGAUCACCGAUAAUCUCUCUUCCGUAGACAGUCCAGGUAGAUCUGGUAGACGUGGAACAAUGUGGAUCUGCUCGUUUUAAUUGCGAUCGCCAUCAAAAACUGAACUCCAGAUUUCCUGUAGACGCAGACAAAUUCAGUGGAAAAAAACGUUCUCCGUCAUCCCAUAUCUCUCCAUAAACACUGCAAAACUUCUACCAGGAGUGAAUCAUUUUGUUUAGAAGAACAAAAACACAGGGUCGUCUGAUGAGGGGUGAUCUGCAUCGGCAUAAAAUACAUCUCACGUUUUCGAAUGAAGUCACGUUUAAAUCACGUUUCGUCGGCUGAUAAGUCUGGAAACUUUAUCUGGCACGAGCAUGCCCCGAUAUGCAGGGUCACCCCAUUGACUUCGACAGUGGAGAAACAAAGAUAAACGGGGAUCAAAUAUUCGGCAGUGAAUAUAAGCUUUCAAAUUAUACAAUCAUGGAAGUUCUGGGAACUUACCCGAUUUUAAAGUCUUUUUUGGCGGGCUCGUUCUCCGGGACAUUCUCCACGAUCCUCUUCCAACCGCUGGAUUUAGUGAAGACCAGACUUCAGAGUAGAAUUAAUGCCCCUGUCGGAUCGCUAAAAAAUGGAAUGCUGGGCACAGUGGCGCACAUCGUUCAGAAGGAGAAUGUCUUCGGACUUUGGAAGGGUAUGACACCGUCGAUAACUAGAGUAAUUCCUGGUGUGGGUUUGUAUUUUUCAUCGCUACACUGGCUGAAACACACUUUCAAUCUUGAAGAACCCCUGACAGCUCUGCAAGCUAUUUCUUUGGGCAUUACCGCAAGGUCCAUGUCCGGCGCCUUGCUAAUUCCUAUCACUGUUGUGAAGACUCGAUUUGAGAGUGGUAUUUACAAGUACAACGGUAUCAGCGAAGCUCUUACGUUGAUCUAUAAGCAAGAGGGAGUAAGAGGUUUAUCGAGUGGUUUGGUUCCUACUCUUCUACGAGAUGCACCUUACAGUGGUUUAUAUCUCAUGUUUUACACCCAAUUAAAAAACGCGGCUGCCAGUACAGAAGCGACAAACAAUUCGUCGACACCGGUACACUUUAGCUGUGGAAUCCUGGCUGGAAUUUUAGCAUCCAUAGUGACGCAACCACCGGAUGUUAUCAAGACGAAGAUACAGUUGUACCCGAAUGAAUUCCAUGGUAUCUGUCACGCAACAUUCUUCAUUUACAAAAAGUAUGGCAUUUUAGGAUAUUUCAAGGGUAUCAUUCCUAGAAUGCUGAGGCGGACUUUAAUGACCACUAUGGCUUGGACCGUGUAUGAACAGAUUACGAGGCAAAUUGGUUUGAAGUAAAUACGCUGUUGUUAUACGAAUUAUUUUAUAUCAGAAGAUUGUGAUGUAC